UGUAAGUGGACAUUGCUGGUACAGCCUACAGAGCAAAAUGUCAAAGAAGAAAGGAUUAAGUUUGGAGGAGAAGAGAACCCGCAUGAUGGAGAUUUUCUUUGAAUCAAAAGAUGUGUUUCAGCUUAAAGACAUCGAGAAGCUCGCCCCAAAGACAAAAGGAAUAACUCCCAUGGCUGUGAAGGACGUGCUGCAGAGCCUGGUGGACGACAACAUGGUGGACUGUGAGAGAGUGGGGACAUCCAACUACUACUGGGCCUUCCCCAGCAAGGCCUUGCACGCUCGCAAGAGCAAACUGGAGGAUCUGCAAAAACAGUCUUCUGAAGCAAAGCAGCGGAAAACAACUAUACAGAAGGCGGCUGAAAAAGCGAAAGUAGGACGUCAAGAUACAAAAGAGAGAAGCUCUCUGCUGAAGGAGCUAAAAGCUCUGAGAGAGGAGCGAACGCAGCUGCAGGCCGAGGUGGAAAAGUACAGAGAAUGUGACCCAGAGGUCGUUAAGGAGCUGAGAAAAUCAAAUGUGGUCGCGAAAGACGCAGUUUGCAGGUGGACAGACAAUGUUUUUGCUAUCAAGUCAUGGACAAAGAAGAAGUUUGCCUUUGAUGACAGCCGCAUUAACAAAGCCUUUGGGAUCCCUGAGGACUUCGACUACAUGGAAUAAGUCUCAUAGUGAUAUCCUGUCACACUACAAGGGCAACAAAUAACAGUUUAAAGCUGGCUCUGCAUUUUUUGUUCCUGUUAUAAGUGUUGGAGUGAGAAUAAAUGCACAUUUAAGGCCUGGGGUGCGCUUUGAGUAAGGACAGAUAUCAGCAAUUUCGCUGUAACAGAUGGACUUUAUCAGCGGAUGUUUUGCUUUGGUGCAACCAGAGAAGAGACUGGACCCACCAUUAGUGGCUGUGAAGGGGGGCGGGCCUCUGAACACAACUUAGCAGGCUGACUUUUGGGACACCUGUUUGCAUGAAAACUGAGAGCUCCUAGUUGAUGAUGGAAAGGAAUCAACACUUAACACAUCUGUGUUGCUAGUGAUCCAAUUUAUAUGGUUUAAACAGAUGGUUUGGAAUCAACUUCUCGGGCACUUUUUUCUCUUUAGAUUUUCCCUGCUGUAUUUUUUAAAGUAACAUCAAUCCUGUUCUCAUUCAGGCUGGCGACAGGGGAGGGUUCAAUUACAGAGGAAAUCUUUAGAAUAUAUUUAAAGUGCGUUUACUUUUCUCAGAACCUCUUUUCUCGUUCAUUGCAAAUAAAAAUGUCCCUCUGAGUUUCACAGGUGGAUCUCAACAGUUGGUAUUCAUUCCAAAACUUGGUGUUCAGUAUCCAAGUGCAUUUACGUCAGGUCCUCCUAACUUUUGUGCUUUCAUUUCUUUUGAAAUUGCCACUGGGAAUGUUGUAAAAUUUGUCACAAAAGCUCUGCAUUUUUGUCAGAGCUGUACGAUCACUUUCUGUAUGAACAAAAAAAAAGGGGAACUCAUUUGUCAUGGCACGUCUAGAAUGACUAUCACCCUG
Molecule: messenger RNA, 1494 nt
Organism: Scomber scombrus (Atlantic mackerel)
Lineage: Eukaryota; Metazoa; Chordata; Actinopteri; Scombriformes; Scombridae
Gene: mnd1
Product: meiotic nuclear divisions 1 homolog (S. cerevisiae)
Exons: 8
Coding region: 38-655 (205 amino acids)
Biological process (GO): reciprocal meiotic recombination
Cellular component (GO): nucleus
Molecular function (GO): double-stranded DNA binding
Source: RefSeq, a predicted model, not a curated record